AGUCUUUCUCUCCCUACGCGGGGUUUGACCAGGAGUGGCGCUAAGAGCGAGGUUUAGCUUAUGCAACAAAUAAAACCCCAUCAUCCGAAUUUACCAUAGUCGCUGCCUGGCGUCAAGAAGGACAAUAACAUCAAAGGGCUCCCCUUCUUAAGAGACACGUAUAAAAAUUAUCUUAUUCGCUGCAUGAAAAACAAGAGAGGAUUACCCCUUCGAGCCUUUUCAGGCCGAACUCUGGCACUUUUUGCUACAGCAAUAAUAAUUUUCUCACUGGUUGCGUCUUAAGUACUGAUCAUCAAAAGGAGAGAGAGGGAGAGAAAAGGAGGGAUAACGGAACAUCGCAGCCCAGCCUGGAGGCGGUGUUGGUGGAGAAGAAGGGCUGAGGUGUAUUUUAGCACUGUUUGCCUUUUUUUGCACAGCAAUGUUGUCUUCCAAGGAAAAAUACCUGGGGGUACUGCUGGUAACACUGAUGCUUUUGCGGUACUUGGACGGAGUUGUCCCCGCUACAGCAAUCGAUCCCCCGAAAACAUGUAGUCCAAAACAGUUUGUAUGCAGAGAUCAGAUAACAUGUAUAUCUAAAGGCUGGAGGUGUGAUGGAGAAAAGGACUGCCCAGAUGGUUCUGAUGAAGACUCUGAUAUAUGUUUUCACAUCAAGGUAUCGAAGUGUCAGCCAAAUGAACACAGCUGUUUGAGCUCAGAUGUCUGUAUUCACAUGGCAAAACUCUGCAAUGGUGUACACGACUGUCCUGAUGGUUCAGACGAGGGUGCUCACUGUCUUGAGUUUAAACCCAACUGUACAAAUUCAUCUUGCCAGUAUCAGUGUGCCGCUACAAACACUGGGCCAGCUUGUUACUGUAACACUGGGUUCAGGAUAGGAGAAGAUGGUACAAGUUGUCUAGACUUUGACGAAUGCACUGUGUAUGGAACAUGCAGUCAGACUUGCAUCAACAGUGAGGGCUCAUACAGUUGCAAGUGUGUAGAAGGAUAUCUUUUGCAACCUGACAGCAAGUCCUGCAAAGCCAAAAAUGAACCAGUGGACAGACCACCAUUGCUGUUGAUCGCCAAUUCUCAGAACAUCUUGGCGACGUACCUGAGUGGAUCCCCAGUUGUCACCAUCAAUCCCGCAAGCACCAAACAAACAACUGCCAUGGACUUCAUCUAUCAGGAAGAAACAGUAUGUUGGGUUCACGUUGGAGACUCUGCAUCCCAAACCGUGCUGAAAUGUGCCAAGAUCACAAACCUGAAGGGCUUUACCGAUGAACGAUCAAUUAAUAUUUCCUUGAGCUUGCAUCAUGUGGAACAGAUAGCAAUUGACUGGUUGACGGGAAACAUCUACUUUGUUGAUGAUGUGGAUGACCGAAUAUUUGUUUGCAAUAGAAAUGGGGAGACCUGUGUCACAUUAAUAGAUUUGGAGCUUUACAACCCAAAAGGAAUUGCUUUGGAUCCAACCAUGGGGAAGGUGUUCUUUACGGACUAUGGCCAGAUUCCUAAGGUGGAGAGAUGUGACAUGGAUGGCCAGAACAGGACUAAGCUGGUAGACAGUAAGAUAGUUUUUCCUCAUGGAAUUACCCUGGAUCUUGUUAACAAGCUUGUGUAUUGGGCAGAUGCUUAUCUUGAUUACAUCGAAGUGGUGAAUUACGAAGGAAAAAACAGACAGACCAUCAUCCAGGGACUGUUGAUUGAACAUCUCUAUGGCCUGACUGUGUUUGAAAAUUAUCUGUAUGCCACCAAUUCUGAUAAUACAAACAUGCAGCAGAAAACCAGCGUGAUCAAAGUUAACCGCUUUAACAGCUCAGAUUAUCAGGUUGUUACAAGAGUGGAUAAAGGGGGUGCACUGCACAUUUAUCAUCAACAACGACAGCCAAAAGUGAGAAGCCAUGCUUGUGAGCCUGAUCAGUACGGCAAACCUGGUGGAUGCUCUGAUAUCUGUCUUUUGGGCAGUAACCACAAGUCUCGCACAUGUCGCUGUCGUUCUGGUUUUAGCUUGGGCAGUGAUGGAAAGUCAUGUAAAAAACCAGAGCAUGAACUUUUCUUAGUGUAUGGCAAAGGGCGGCCAGGAAUUAUCCGUGGUAUGGAUAUUACUGCUAGAGUACCAGAUGAACAUAUGAUCCCAAUUGAAAACCUUAUGAAUCCUCGUGCUCUGGACUUCCAUUCAGAAACAGGCUUCAUCUAUUUUGCUGAUACAACUAGUUAUUUAAUAGGUCGGCAGAAAAUCGAUGGAACUGAUCGAGAGACUAUUUUGAAGGAUGGUAUUCAUAAUGUAGAAGGCAUUGCUGUCGACUGGAUGGGAAACAACUUGUACUGGACAGACGAUGGUCCCAAGAAAACUAUCAGUGUGGCUCGGUUGGAGAAAGCUUCUCAGACUCGGAAAAUUUUAAUUGAAGGAAAAAUGACUCACCCAAGAGCAAUUGUUGUAGAUCCAUUGAAUGGAUGGAUGUACUGGACAGACUGGGAAGAAGACCCAAAAGACAGCAAGAGAGGAAAAAUUGAGAAAGCCUGGAUGGAUGGCUCAAACCGAACUGUAUUUGUCACCUCUAAAACUGUCCUGUGGCCUAACGGUCUGAGUCUUGACACUCCUUCUGGGGUCCUCUACUGGGUAGAUGCCUUCUAUGACAGGAUAGAGAUGAUCUUUCUGAAUGGCACUGAUCGAAAGGUCAUAUAUGAAGGCAGUGAACUUAACCAUGCUUUUGGUCUGUGUCAUUAUGGUACCAACCUCUUCUGGGCAGAGUACAGGACUGGCAGUAUCUACCGUCUUGAUCAGUUGACCAAGGUUGUCACUCUGCUAAGAAAUGAAAGGCCACCAGUCUUUGAAAUCAGGAUAUAUGAUGCUCAGCAGCAACAAGCAGGUUCCAAUGCUUGCCGUGUCAACAAUGGAGGGUGCAGCAGCUUGUGUCUUGCAACACCGGAGGGAAGGCAGUGUGCCUGUGCACAGGACCAGCUUCUGGACGUCGACAGUGUUACAUGUAAAGCAAAUCCCAUGUAUGUACCACCACCCCAGUGCCAGCAAGGAGAAUUUGCCUGCAAGAACAAUCGCUGUAUUCAGGAGCGUUGGAAAUGUGAUGGGGACAAUGACUGCCUGGACAACAGUGAUGAAGCACUAGAACUCUGUCAUCAACACACUUGCCCUUCAGAUCGUUUCAAGUGCAAUAACAACCGCUGCAUUCCAAUCCGCUGGCUGUGUGAUGGAGACAACGACUGUGGCAAUGAUGAGGAUGAAACUAAUUCUACUUGCUCAGCUCGAACUUGCCCUCCAAAUCAGUUCUCAUGUAAUGGGGGAAGAUGUAUUCCAAUUUCUUGGACCUGUGACCUAGACGAUGACUGUGGAGAUGGAUCAGACGAACCUGGAUCUUGUGCUUAUCCAACCUGCUUUCCUUUGACCCAGUUCACUUGUAACAAUGGACGCUGUAUCAACAUAAACUGGCGCUGUGAUAAUGACAAUGACUGUGGGGACAAUAGCGAUGAAGCUGGCUGUAGCCACUCCUGUUCCAGCACUCAGUUUAAAUGUAACAGUGGACGCUGCAUCCCGGAGCACUGGACCUGUGAUGGGGACAAUGACUGUGGUGACCUUAGUGAUGAAACUCAUGCCAACUGUACUAACCAGGCAACCCGACCACCUGGUGGAUGCCACACAGAUGAGUUUCAGUGCCGUCUAGAUGGCUUGUGUAUUCCAUCGCGAUGGCGGUGUGAUGGUGAUACAGACUGCAUGGACUCCAGUGAUGAGAAAAGUUGUGAAGGAGUGACUCCUGCUUGUGAUCCAAAUGUAAAAUUUGGAUGUAAGGAUUCAGCAAGGUGCAUCAGUAAAGCUUGGGUGUGCGAUUCAGACAAUGAUUGUGAAGACCAUUCAGAUGAGGAGAAUUGUGAGACUUGUAAGCCUCCUUCCCACACCUGUGCCAAUAAUUCCUCCAUCUGCUUACCUCCUGAGAAACUGUGUGAUGGCGUUGAUGACUGCAGUGAUGGCUCUGAUGAAGGACUACUUUGUGAUCAAUGCUCUUUGAGCAAUGGUGGCUGCAGUCACAACUGUACAGUUGCACCCGGAGAAGGAAUCAUUUGCUCCUGCCCCCUGGGAAUGGAACUAGGAUCGGACAAUAAGACCUGCCAGAUCCAGAGUUACUGUGCAAAACAUCUCAAGUGCAGCCAGCGAUGUGAGCAGGAUAAGUUCACUGUAAAGUGCUCUUGUUAUGAAGGGUGGGCACUAGACAUUGACGGUGAAAGCUGCUAUAGUCUAGAUCCAUUCAAACCAUUCAUCAUUGUUUCAAACCGCCAUGAGAUUCGCAAGAUUGACUUGAACAAAGGAGAUUAUACUGUUCUGGUGCCAGGUCUAAGAAACACUAUAGCACUGGAUUUCCAUCUUAACCAGAGUGCCUUAUACUGGACGGAUGUUGUAGAAGAUAAGAUUUAUCGUGGUAAUCUUUCUGAAAGUGGAGCCUUGACCAAUUUUGAUGUCAUCAUUCAGCAUGGAUUGGCUACUCCCGAAGGGUUGGCUGUGGACUGGAUUGCUGGCAAUAUUUAUUGGGUUGAGAGUAACCUGGACCAAAUAGAGGUUGCCAAGCUUGAUGGCACAAUGAGGACUACUCUGCUUGCGGGAGACAUUGAACACCCACGAGCCAUUGCACUGGACCCUAGAUGUGGAAUGCUGUUUUGGACAGACUGGGAUGCUAAUCUCCCUCGGAUUGAAGUCGCUUCCAUGAGCGGAGAGGGUCGUCGCACAAUCCAUAAAGAAACUGGCCCUGGUGGGUGGCCAAAUGGUCUUACAGUAGACUACUUAGAGAGCCGCAUUCUGUGGAUUGAUGCCAGAUCAGAUGCUAUUUAUUCAGCAUUAUAUGAUGGCACAGGACAUAUUGAAGUGCUGCGAGGUCACGACUACCUGUCUCACCCUUUUGCGGUCACACUGUAUGGAGGUGAAGUUUACUGGACUGACUGGAGGACUAACACUUUGGCCAAAGCUAACAAGUGGACUGGUCACAACGUGACUGUUGUACAAAGAACCAAUACACAACCUUUUGACCUGCAAGUGUACCAUCCUUCUAGGCAGCCUCAAGCUCCAAAUCCAUGUGCUGCCAAUGAUGGUAAAGGUCCCUGCUCCCAUCUCUGCUUGAUAAAUUACAAUCAGACCACCUCGUGUGCUUGUCCUCAUCUCAUGAAACUAGCACCAGACAAGAAAACAUGCUAUGAGAUGAAAAAAUUUCUGCUUUACGCACGUCAGAUGGAGAUCAGAGGUGUAGACAUUGACAGUCCAUACUACAAUUACAUCAUUUCUUUUACUGUACCAGAUAUUGAUAAUGUUACUGUAGUGGACUACUGUGCUGCAGAAGAACGAAUCUACUGGUCAGAUGUUCGGACACAAACCAUUAAACGGGCUUUCAUAAAUGGAACUGGGGUGGAGUCUGUGGUCUCUGCAGAUUUGCCAAAUGCUCAUGGUUUAGCUGUAGAUUGGAUUUCACGGAACCUUUUCUGGACAAGCUAUGAUGCCAAUAAGAAGCAGAUAAAUGUUGCCAGAUUGGAUGGGUCCUUUAAGAAUGCUGUAAUUCAGGGUCUAGAUAAGCCCCAUUGCUUAGUAGUGCAUCCUCUGAAGGGGAAACUGUACUGGACUGAUGGUGACAAUAUCAGCAUUGCAAAUAUGGAUGGCAGUAACAUCACAGCGCUUUUCACUAAUCAGAAGGCUCCAGUUGGUCUUUCUCUUGAUUAUGCAGAAAGCAAACUGUAUUGGAUCAGCUCAGGAAAUGGCACCAUUAAUCGCUGUAAUCUGGAUGGAAGUGACCUAGAAGUCAUUGAAACUAUGAAAAACAAGCUGACUAAGGCCACAGCACUUGGCAUCAUGGGUGAUAAGCUCUGGUGGGCAGAUCAGGCAUCUGAGCAAAUAGGCAUGUGCAAUAAGAAGGAUGGGACCGAUAUUCGAGUACUUCGCAGCAACACGACCUUGGUAAUGCAUAUGAAGGUCUAUGAUGAAAAAAUACACCAAGGUGCAAAUCCAUGCAGUGUGAAUAAUGGAAACUGCUCCCAGCUUUGUCUACCAACGUCUGAGACAACAAGAUCCUGUAUGUGCACAGCAGGGUAUAGCCUGAUAAGUGGACAGCAGUCUUGUGAAGGUGUUGGUUCAUUCUUGUUGUACUCUGUCCAUGAAGGACUCCGAGGAAUUCCCCUUGAUCCCAAUGAUAAAUCGGAUGCCUUGGUUCCUGUUUCUGGAACGUCACUAGUUGUUGGGAUAGACUUCCAUGCAGAGAAUGACACCAUCUAUUGGGUAGAUAUGGGUCUAAGUACCAUCAGCAGAGCCAAGCGUGACCAGACAUGGCGUGAAGAUGUUAUUACCAAUGGAAUUGCCCGAGUGGAGGGAAUAGCUGUGGACUGGAUUGCAGGAAACAUCUAUUGGACAGAUCAAGGGUUUGAUGUGAUUGAAGUGGCCAGGCUGAAUGGCUCUUUCCGGUAUGUUGUGAUCUCACUAGGACUAGACAAACCCCGUGCCAUUGCAGUACACCCAGAGAGAGGGUAUUUGUUCUGGACAGAAUGGGGUCAGUAUCCUCGUAUUGAGAGGUCUCGUUUGGAUGGUACAGAAAGAGUAGUGUUGGUCAAUGCUAGUAUAAGCUGGCCAAAUGGAAUAUCCAUUGACUAUGAGGCAAAUAAGCUAUAUUGGUGUGAUGCUCGAACUGACAAAAUUGAAAGAAUUGAUUUGGAAACAGGAGAAAACAGAGAGGUGGUACUUGCAACCAACAAUAUGGAUAUGUUUUCGGUGUCUGUGUUUGGAGAUUACAUCUACUGGAGUGACAGGACUCAUGCAAAUGGUUCCAUAAAGAGGGGACAGAAAGAUAAUGCCACAGAGUCUGUGCCAUUAAGGACUGGAAUCGGGGUGCAGCUGAAAGAUAUCAAAGUCUUCAACCAAGCCAGGCAGAAAGGUACAAACAUUUGUGCCCAGAACAAUGGUGGAUGUCAGCAGCUUUGCUUGUACCGAGGCAGUCAGCAGAGGACUUGCGCCUGUGCCCAUGGCAUGCUUGCUGAAGAUGGUGUGAGUUGUCGUGAUUAUGAUGGCUAUUUGCUAUAUUCCGAGAGGACGAUAUUAAAGAGUAUACACUUAUCAGAUGAAAACAACUUAAAUGCACCUAUAAAACCGUUUGAGGAUCCUGAGCAAAUGAAGAAUGUCAUUGCAUUAGCUUUUGACUACCAACAGGGUGGCAAAGGAAAGAACCGGAUUUUCUUCAGUGACAUUCACUCUGGAAACAUUCAGCAAAUAUAUGACAAUGGAACUGGCAGAAAAAACAUUGUGGAAAGUGUUGGAUCUGUGGAAGGUUUGGCAUAUCACAGAGCGUUGGAUAGCCUCUACUGGACGAGUUAUACAACUUCGACUAUUACACGCCAUACCGUUGACCAGAGCCGCACUGGAGCAUUUGACAAGGAGGUUGUGGUUACAAUGUCUGGCGAUGAUCACCCUCGUGCCUUUGUGUUAGAUGAAUGCCAAAACCUAAUGUUUUGGACCAACUGGAAUGAGCAACAUCCAAGUAUUAUGCGUGCCACCUUAAAUGGGGCUAAUGUUAUCAUCAUCAUCAGCUCUGACAUUCGAACUCCAAAUGGGCUGGCCAUUGACCACAAAGCUGAGAAACUCUAUUUUUCAGAUGCCACACUGGAUAAGAUAGAGCGUUGUGAAUAUGAUGGGUCAGGCAGACAUAUGAUUUUUAAAUAUGAUUCAAUUCAUCCCUUUGGCCUUGCUGUCUACGCAGACUACAUAUUCUGGACUGACUGGGUGCGCAGGGCAGUUGUACGAGUGAAUAAAUAUGAUGGUGGUGAUAUGAAGUUGCUGAGAGCAGACAUCCCCCAGCAACCCAUGGGAAUCAUUGCAGUAGCAAACGAUACCAAUGGCUGUGAGUUGUCCCCUUGCCGAGUGAAUAAUGGUACUUGCCAGGAUCUCUGCCUCGUUACUGCAGAAGGGCGGGUGAAAUGUUCAUGUCGUGGUGAUCGAAGAUUGCUUGAGGAUAAUACCUGUAUUGCCUUAAACACAAGUUGUCCGCAGUAUGAUCAGUUUGAAUGUGGAAAUGGAGAGUGCAUUAGUUAUAUCCAGACUUGUGAUGGCAUUCCUCAUUGCAGAGACAGAUCAGACGAGAAGCCAUCCUUCUGCAACAGUCGCAGUUGCAGGAAGGGCUACCUGCACUGCCUGAACAGGCGCUGCCUCCCUCUCAAGCUGUGGUGUAAUGGAGUCGAUGACUGCGGAGACAACUCUGAUGAGGCACUGUGCAGUAAUAAAACAAGGUGUGCUCAAGAUGAAUUCCAGUGUUUGGAUGGGACAUGCAUCAAAAAUUCUAGCAGGUGUAACCAGAAGAUUGAUUGUGCGGAUGCAUUUGAUGAAAUGAACUGCACUGAAACUGAUUGCAGCAGUUAUUUCCGCCUGGGAAUAAAAGCCUUGAACUUCACAAAAUGUAAAAACACAUCCUUGUGCUAUGCUCCGUCCUGGGCAUGUGAUUCUAUUGAUGACUGCGGAGACAACUCAGAUGAACUGGACUGCACUUCAGGGAAGAAAACCAAGUGUCCUCCCAAUCACUUCUCCUGUCCCAGUGGACCCUGCAUCCCUAUGAGCUGGACUUGUGAUAAGGAAGAUGACUGUGGGAAUGGAGCAGAUGAAAUGCACUGUGACAAAUUUUGCACAGCAGUACAGUUUGAGUGUAACAAUCACAGAUGUAUUUCGAAUCGUUGGGUUUGUGAUGGGACAGAUGAUUGUGGUGAUGGAUCAGAUGAGGAUAGCCGCUGCAACACAAAGACCUGCAGCCCCGAGUCACACCACUGCCCAGGAUCUCAUGUGUGUAUUCCUUUGCGCUGGCUUUGUGAUGGGGAUAAGGACUGCCCUGAUGGAUCUGAUGAGACUACCAGAGCUGGCUGCAAUUACACCAACAGAUGUGAUUCAAGAGAAUUCAUGUGUCAAAACAAGCAGUGUAUCCCAAAGAUGUUUGUCUGUGACCAUGACAAUGACUGUGGUGAUGGUUCUGAUGAAUCUCCAGAGUGUGAAUAUCCAACUUGUGGACCACAUGAGUUUAGAUGUGCUAACGGUAGAUGCCUCAGCAACAGCCAGUGGGAAUGUGAUGGUGAAUUUGACUGCCAUGAUCAGUCUGAUGAGGCUCCCAAAAACCCACAUUGUGCAGACUCUGAGAAAAAGUGCAAUGACUCCUCUUACAUGUGCAAGAAUGGGAACUGUGUGAACGAAACACUGCUCUGCGACAACAACAAUGAUUGUGGUGAUGGCUCAGAUGAACUCAAUUGCUUUGUAAAUGAAUGCCUGAACAGGAAACUGAGUGGAUGUUCACAUGAGUGUGAAGACCUAAAGAUCGGAUAUAAGUGCAGGUGCCGCCCUGGGUUCAGGCUGAAAGAUGAUGGGAAGACGUGCAUCGACAUUGACGAGUGUACCACCACUUUCCCGUGUAGUCAAAUGUGCACCAACACGUAUGGCAGUUUCCAUUGCCACUGUGUAGAGGGUUAUGAGCAGAGGCUUAGUGAUCCAACAGGUUGCAAGGUAAUUGCAGAUGAUGAACCAUUUCUGAUUUUUGCAAACCGUUACUAUUUACGGAAGCUGAGCCUUGAUGGAAGGAAUUACACAUUACUGAAACAGGGCCUAAACAAUGCAGUGGCUUUAGACUUCGACUACAGGGAGCAGAUGAUUUACUGGACUGAUGUUACUACGCAAGGCAGCAUGAUCCGCAGAAUGCAUAUAAAUGGCAGUGAUGUGCAAGUUCUGCAUCGUACUGGUCUGAGUAACCCAGAUGGACUGGCAGUGGACUGGAUUGGUGGUAAUCUUUACUGGUGUGACAAGGGAAGGGAUACCAUUGAAGUAUCCAAGUUGAAUGGAGCCUAUAGAACUGUGCUUGUAAACUCUGGGCUGCGAGAACCUCGAGCUCUGGCUGUAGAUGUGAGGAAUGGGUAUUUGUACUGGACAGACUGGGGUGAUCAUUCCUUAAUUGGCAGAAUUGGAAUGGAUGGUUCUAACCGUAGUGUUGUGAUUGACAGUAAGAUCACAUGGCCAAAUGGACUUACCCUGGAUUAUGUCAACAACAGGAUAUAUUGGGCUGAUGCACGUGAGGAUUACAUUGAGUUUGCUAGUGUUGAUGGUACCAGCCGGCACAUAGUUCUGAGUCAAGACAUCCCUCACAUCUUUGCCUUAACCCUCUUUGAGGACUAUAUCUACUGGACUGACUGGGAGACGAAGUCCAUCAAUCAGGCUCACAAAACCACUGGUGCUAACAAGACGCGACUUAUCAGCACUCUGCACCGUCCCAUGGAUAUCCACAUAUUCCACUCGGAGAGACAGCCUGACGUGCCAAAUCACCCAUGUAAGAUCAACAAUGGUGGCUGCAGUAAUCUCUGCCUUCUUUCUCCUGGUGGUGGCCACAAAUGUGCCUGUCCAACAAACUUUUACUUGGGUUCAGAUGGUAGAACCUGUAUUUCCAACUGUACAGCUAGCCAGUUUGUGUGUAAAAAUGACAAAUGUAUACCAUUCUGGUGGAAAUGUGACACUGAAGACGACUGUGGCGAUAGAUCAGAUGAACCUGCUGAUUGCCCUGAGUUCAAGUGCCGUCCUGGACAGUUCCAGUGCUCCACAGGAAUCUGCACAAACCCUGCCUUCAUCUGUGAUGGAGACAAUGACUGCCAGGAUAACUCAGAUGAAGCAAAUUGUGAUAUCCAUGUGUGUCUGCCUAACCAGUUUAAGUGUUCAUUUACAAAUCGUUGUAUUACUAGCAUCUUCCGUUGUAAUGGACAAGAUAACUGUGGUGAUGGCGAGGAUGAGAAGGAUUGCCCUGAGGUAACUUGUGCUCCAAGCCAGUUCCAGUGUGCAUCUACCAAGCGCUGUAUCCCCCGAGUGUGGGUAUGUGAUAGAGACAAUGACUGUGUUGAUGGCUCAGAUGAACCAGCUAAUUGCACACAAAUGACCUGUGGUGUUGAUGAGUUCCGAUGCAAAGAAUCUGGACGAUGUAUUCCAGCUCGCUGGAAGUGUGAUGGGGAAGAUGACUGCGGGGAUGGAUCUGAUGAGCCAAAGGAGGAGUGUGAUGAAAGAACUUGUGAACCAUACCAGUUCCGCUGCAAAAACAAUCGCUGUGUCCCAGGUCGCUGGCAGUGUGACUAUGAUAACGACUGUGGAGACAACUCUGAUGAAGAAGGCUGCACUCCACGUCCCUGUUCUGAGAGUGAGUUUGCCUGUGCUUCUGGACGUUGCAUAGCUGGCAGGUGGCGAUGUGAUGGAGACCAUGACUGUCCAGAUGGCUCUGACGAGAAACACUGCACAGUCCGAUGUGAGAUGGAUCAGUUCCAGUGCAGAAAUGGCCAUUGUAUUCCACAUCGCUGGCACUGUGAUUCGGAUGCUGACUGUAUGGAUGGCAGUGAUGAAGAAAACUGUGGAUCUCCAGGUGUGAGAACAUGCCCCUUGGAUGAGUUUCAGUGUAACAAUACACUGUGUAAGCCACUUGGAUGGAAAUGUGAUGGAGAGGAUGAUUGUGGAGACAACUCAGAUGAAAAUCCAGAAGAGUGCUUGAAGUUCCAGUGUCCACCUACUAGACCUUUCCGAUGUAGGAAUGACCGUGUCUGUUUGUGGAUUGGACGUCAGUGUGAUGGAGUUGACAACUGUGGAGAUGGCACUGAUGAGGAGGACUGUUCAGAUGGAAGUGGAGAAGGAAAGACGUGUAGCAAAGAUGAUUUCCCGUGUUCCAAUGGAAAUUGCAUCAACAGGAGCCUUGUCUGCAACAUUUUUGAUGAUUGUAAGGAUGGCUCUGAUGAAAACAACUGCCCCAAAGACACAGAGUACAGCUGUGACAGUGGCAAAAAUUUGUGUGGGGCUGAGACGAACUGUGUCAGCACAGCAAAAUCAGUGUACUGCACAUGCAAGAAUGGCUUCCAACAGGUGCCUGGUCAGAGCUAUUGUGACGAUAUAAAUGAAUGCAUGAAAUUUGGUGUCUGCUCACAACUGUGUAAUAACACAAAGGGCUCCCAUGUAUGCAGUUGUGCCAAGAAUUUUGUAAAGGUGCACCAUACCUGUAAGGCAGAAGGUUCUGAUCAGCAGAUUUUGUACAUAGCAGAUGACAACGAGAUCCGCAGUAUCUAUCCAUUCAAUCCCAAUUCUGCAUAUGAGCUGGCCCUCAACGGUGAUGACAGUGUGCGUAUAGAUGCCAUGGAUGUCUACAUAAAGAUCAAUAAGAUCUUUUGGACCAACUGGCACACGGGCAGGAUCUCCUACCAAGAGCUUCAUGCUCCCACCUUUUCCACUACUUCCAACAGGAACAAGAGAGAGAGUAAUUCACCUGUAAUUGAUCUCAGUAUUCCAGGCCUGAAGAUGCCUCGUGGAAUUGCAGUUGAUUGGGUAGCAGGCAACAUCUACUGGACUGAUUCUGGUCGUGAUGUAAUUGAGGUGGCAAAUGCAAAUGGAGAAAAUCGCAAGACUCUCAUAUAUGGCAUGAUAGACGAACCUCAUGCAAUAGUGGUUGACCCACUAAGAGGAACAAUGUACUGGUCAGACUGGGGUAACCACCCAAAGAUUGAGACAGCUGCUAUGGAUGGAACACUUAGACAAACUCUGGUACAAGAUAAUCUCCAGUGGCCAACAGGUUUGGCAGUUGACUACUUCAAUGAAAGAUUGUACUGGGCAGAUGCCAAAUUGUCGGUGAUUGGUAGCAUUCGUCUUAAUGGCACAGACCCUGUUGUGGCUAUUGAUCACAAGAAAGGCCUCAAUAAUCCAUUCAGCAUUGAUAUUUUUGAAGACUACAUCUAUGGGGUGACUUACUUCAACAACAGAGUUUUCAAGAUCGACAAGUUUGGCAGAGGCCCUGUGUAUAAUCUGACUGCGGGGCUUAACCAUGCAACAGAUGUAGUUCUUUAUCACCAGUUCAAGCAACCUGAAGUAACAAACCCAUGUGAUCGCAAGAAGUGUGAAUGGCUUUGCCUUCUCAGUCCCAGUGGCCCUGUCUGCACCUGUCCCAAUGGAAAAAGGCUCGAUAAUGGAACGUGUGUUGAGAUCCCGUCACCUGCAGUCCCCACAGGCUCUUCUCCCCCAGGGACCUGCAACCUACAGUGCUUGAAUGGUGGCAGUUGUAUUCUAAAUGCUCGCAGACAGCCCAAAUGCAGAUGCCAACCCCUGUACAUUGGAGAGAAAUGUGAGACUGAUCAGUGCAGAGAUUAUUGCCAGAAUGGUGGGACCUGCACAGCAUCCCCAACGGGAAUUCCAACUUGCCGAUGUCCAAAUGGAUUCACAGGUUCAAACUGCCAGCAGCAGGUGUGUAAAGGAUACUGUCAGAACAACUCCACCUGUACUGUCAACCUGGGGAACCAGCCCAGCUGCCGUUGUUAUGGAAACUAUAUUGGAGAGAAAUGCCAGUACCAGAAAUGUUUUGAUUUGUGUCACAACAAUGGAGUUUGCCAGCAGCGGUCAGAUGGGACCAAGUUUUGUCGAUGCCCAAUCCAAUUUGAAGGCGAAAAGUGUGAAAUUGAUAAAUGCAGCCCUUGCCUUGACAAAAACAAGUGUACGAUUAACAAGCAGACUGAUGAAGUCAAGUGCAAAUGCCCUGAUGGAAGAGAAGCACCUAGCUGCCUGAAUUGUAGUAAUUUCUGCUUUAACAAAGGAACCUGUAAAUUUGACGUGGAAGCCCAGAGUCCAUACUGCCAGUGCACUGCAGGGUGGAGCGGACGACAGUGUGAAAUUGCAGUAAAUAACAUGCCGGAACAGCAUAGUGGACGCACUGCUUCCAUUGUGAUCCCAAUAGUUUUGUUAAUUCUUGCAGCACUUCUUGUUGGAGCCAUAUUGUGGUAUAGGAAAAGAACAAGUGGUGCUAAAGGGUUCCAGCACCACCGAAUGACGAAUGGAGCCAUGAAUGUGGAGAUCGGCAAUCCAACCUAUAAGAUGUAUGAAGGGGAGCCAGAUGAUGAUGCUGGGGAGUUGCUGGAUGCAGAUUUUGCAUUAGACCCUGAUAAGCCAACAAAUUUCACAAAUCCGGUAUAUGCAACACUAUAUAUGGGAGGCAACAACAGCAGAAAUUCUCUUGGUAGUACAGAUGAAAAGAGAGAACUACUCGCAAGAGGAGGAGAUGAUGAUCUUGGAGAACCUUUAGCGUAGAAACCAGAAGGAUACAAAAGAUUAAAAGAACUAAACAAAAAAUAGAACACUGUAUAAAUUGUACAAAUGAAGGACUACUUUUAUAUGUGAUUACAGUAUUAUAUUUUGUUUUAAUUUUUUCCUUUCCAUUUUCUGAGUUUUUACCUAUUCCACCAUUACUGCUACCUCUGUGUAAUGGAACUGGUACAGAAGGCAGCUGAUAACCAAGGGGCACAUUUUAAAGGAACACAGAGGAAACGCACCUAUUGAAGUCUGAAACAAAAGUCCCACAAAAAUGGUAAACUAAGGGCUGGGUAUCGAAUCAAGACUGUUAUUUUAUUUUGUUUGUUAAGAUAAACUGUACAGUGGGUUUAGGACUUUAAAAUAAUUUUACCCUUUGUGGCAUCUAUAUUCUGUACAGCAUUUUAAGGUACUUUAAAAACAUCUUUCCGUGAGUUUUUUUUUAUUUUUGCACAGAUAUGAAAAUUAAAACUUGUUUCUGUUUUAGGAAGUGUCUUAUAGAACAAAUUUUAUUUUAAUAUUACUGUAUUCUUUAAUCCCGUGGCACUGUUGUCUAAUGCUGGCAGAUUCUGUGUCAGAAUAUUAAAAUGAUUCCCUGCAGUGCUUUUAGUUUUGUAACUACAAUGCAGACAUUAUUUUACAGUACGGAACAAAGAAAGGGGUUGAAACUCCAUGAGUGUUCUUUUUUAUAAUUACAAAUGGGAAUUUUUUUAAUAGAAAACAAAAAAAUAGUAAAAAAUAAUCAUUGGACACAAUAAUGACAGGUAGUUAGUACAACUGUUAUGAGUUAUUUUUGUACACCGUGCUGUAAUCCAUUAAGGGCUGGAUUGUUCAAGAAUAACACUAGUUUAUCCUGUUGCUCUGUGUUCAGACAUUCUUUGGACACUUUCUAGACUUCAGCUAAUAUGUCUGUUUUUAUUAAUUGCAUUCCAUAAGCAUUUCCUUUGCCAUAGUGUCAUUUUUUUGUUUUAUUUGUUUUUUUGUUUUCCUAGAGCAUUUGCUGCUAAAGCCGGAUCAGUCCGAAACAUUAUUAAACUCAGCUCUCCUUAUAAUGUAGCUGAGGUGCUGCUUAUUAUUGGAGUCUAUCAGCCAUAUUUUAAUGCAUGUAUUUGAACAUAAAAUUAACAAAAAAAUCUCUGCUUACCCAAACACUAAACAGUAUUCAGCAGCAUUGUUUUUUUUAAUCUGAAAGUACAAUCAUGUUAUUUUUUUAGUUCCUGCAACAUGCAUUUUUAAAAGGCAAAGCAAAAGCUUUUAUUGUAGAAAUGCAUGUGGCUCAAUCAUGUUGUAUUGUUUUGGGAGGGAGGGUAAAAGAGUAAUGUUUUAAUAAUUUUGCUGGUUUACUUUACAACUAAAUAACACAAAUAUUUGUUAUAAAUAAAAAAAUAAAACUUAAA
Protopterus annectens (West African lungfish) is the source of this 15456-nucleotide messenger RNA. It is a transcript of the gene LRP1, whose product is annotated as LDL receptor related protein 1. NCBI's taxonomy places the organism in Eukaryota, Metazoa, Chordata, Ceratodontiformes, Protopteridae. The record is from RefSeq and is a predicted model, not a curated record. Gene Ontology annotation, molecular function: calcium ion binding; protein binding. The transcript is spliced from 89 exons. Bases 419 to 14059 code for a protein of 4546 amino acids.